Molecule: messenger RNA, 588 nt
Organism: Cryptosporidium muris RN66
Lineage: Eukaryota; Apicomplexa; Conoidasida; Eucoccidiorida; Cryptosporidiidae
Exons: 1
Coding region: 1-588 (195 amino acids)
Source: RefSeq, a predicted model, not a curated record
AUGUAUCUAACUGAGAAGGGCAAUUAUAAAGAGGAACAGCUUUGUAAGAAAGAAGCUAAAGAAAACUUCGAUUUUUCAAAAAAUAUAGAUAUAAAUCCUUAUAAAUAUCUGUGUAUUGUACUAAUUUCAUCCUUUUGUGGUAUUUUGCAGGAUUUUGGUAUGAAAGUUGAAGAUGACGAAAAACUUUUAAUUACAGCUAUUAAUACAGGAGACAUUUCUACAGUAAUACAGUAUACUACAUUGAUGCAUAGUAAAUUAUCUUCUAAUAUCCUCUUAAAUAGAAUCAGUACAACUAGAAAUAGUUCAUCAUAUUCUAUAGAUAGUAAGAUGCAAGAUAUGGAUGAAACAGUAAAAACAAUGAAUGAGAUGGAUACUGAUGAGUACACCGAAAUGAAUAAAUCAUUGCAAAGUAACGCACACCAAAUAUAUUCGUCCUUCGAGACUAUAAUUAGUACUGAAGUAAAUACGUCUAACUUAGUAAUAGCUCCCACGAAUAAGAAGUUUUCAGUUCCUCCCUUAAGAAUAGAACGUGUUGGUCCUGGUUCUUGGAAUAGAGCACAAUUACCUGAAGAGUAUCCUGAAGACUGA